AUGCCAGCACGAAAAUCAUUUAACUGGGAGCACCUCUCCUCUUGUGUGCCUUCCUUUGCAGCUGCCUUUGGUCUCUACUUCCCCAGGAAAGAGUACUUGGAAAAUGUUUACAUUGAUGAGCCAGCAGGUACACCACUCCUGCGCAUCCACACCUUGAGGGAUUCACAUGGAGAAGUGGCCCACUUUCAUCUCUGCCAGAAUCUCAUAAUUUCUCGAGCAAGAUCACAUGAAAAUAAUUGGUUUCAAAUCAGAGAAAAAACAGGACUUCUCUACCUCAGUAAAAGCCUGGAUAGAGAAGACUUUAACAUGCUGUCUGUAGGAAACUGGAUGCCAUUAUCAAAGGUGAUGCUGUAUGUCUUCCUUUCAUCCCACCCUUUUCAAGAGAAGGAAUGUGACUCGGCUACACGCACCACAGUUUUCCUGUCCUUGAUGAAUGCUACUGCACCAGCUUGCAGUUCCCUGACAGCAAGGCAGCUUUGCUUCACAGAAAUGGAUCUCUCCUUUCACAUCAAGGAGAAUAAACCACCCGGCACAUUUCAUCAGCUCCAGUUACCCUCAGUUCAUCAUCUGUGUCAGAAUCUCAGCAUUUCCUACAAACUGCUGGCAGCUGAAGGUAUGCCCUUUCGAUACAAUGAGAACACCACUGGUGUGAGUGUGACACAGCGUCUAGAUCGAGAAGAGAGAGAGAGAUAUGAGCUGAUUGCCAAAUGUACCGUGAGAGAGGGCUUCAGGGAGAUGCAGGUGGAGGUGCCCUUCCUGGUGAAUGUGUUAGAUGAAGAUGACUCUCCACCCUUCUUGCCCAAUGGCACUGACACUGCAGAUGCUGUCGUGGAGUUCAACAGGAAAGAGGGAACUGUUCUUGCAACGCUAACUGUAUAUGAUGCAGACACAACACCUAUUUAUCCCCUCGAAAGCAGCAGAAAGAAAUACACAGGAACCAUCAUUACUGAUGAUCCGUGGAUGAGUGAAACAUUUCGGGUAGAGCACAUCUUCGAUGAAAUCCACUUCAGCCCAAAUGGUAGCCAAGUGAGGGGAACCCGACAUGAGUACAAACUGGUACUGAAUAAAAGCAUUUCAGUCACAGAGCAUCGUUCCUUCCAGUUGGAUGUUUUGGUGAAUGACACAGAGUUUCAUGGCCCAGAAAGAUCGGUGAUGCUUCAUUUCAAUGUCUCCAUCCUCCCUGUCAGCAUUCAGUUUCCAAACAUGACUUACCAGUUUACAGUGAACAGAAAUGCUGAACGCUUUGCACAAAUAGGAAAAAUCUGCAUUGAAAACUGUAUGAAAUUCCGUGGUGUGAACAUCACCUACAAGUUACUGUCCCCCAACACAAGCUGCUAUGCUGUCAGCAUACUUCAAGGCCGAGAAGACAAAUAUGGAAGCCUUUAUGUGAAUGAUUCCUCUGUGCUGCACAGACCGGAAUGCAAGGAAAUACAAUACACUAUUCAAGCUACAGACAAGCAAAGCAGGAAACAUACCAAAACCCUCCUCACUGUUGUAUUGGAAGGAACUCUUUUAAAGAAAGAGGAGGACUGUCCUGACUCUUGUGCUGUGAGUAAGCACCAUGCUGAAUGUGAAGAGUGUGGUGGCCUGGGGGUGCUAACAGGAAGAUGCCAGUGGAGACAGGGGAGUGGAAAAGGGAUCACCACAAACUAUUCCACUUGCACCCCAAGUAUCAAGACUUGUCCGGAUGGCAUCUGUGAUGUGAUUGAGAGCAAAGAUCCGGCUGUGUGUCCCCAAGACUGCACAAGUGGAAACAUUAUUGGUGGUCAUGGGAAAGGCAUUGGAAAUCUUGGAAUUAAGUCAGGACACGGCAUUUGUUACUGCUUCCCAAGACAGAACUGUUACUGUGAGAAAGAUGAUAUCAAGGAGCCACUAUGUGAUGACGUUUGCAAGACUGUGAUAGCAGGGGCAGUGCUGCUGUCCUUCAUCAUCUCUGUGCUGCUUUCUUCCUAUUUCAUCCAUCGUUACCACAAGAAUUCUCCGAAGCCACCUAUUGCCUCUGCAGAAAUGACGUUCCGGCGCCCAGCCCAGUCCUACCCCAUCAGUUAUUCUUCCACUAAUGUCCGCCGGCCUUCUUUAGAUUCUAUGGAGAACCAGGUGUCCGUAGACACCUUUAAAAUACCAGAAGAUCCAAAAUGGGAAUUCCCUCGGAAGAACCUAGUUUUGGGCAAGACUCUUGGAGAAGGAGAAUUUGGAAAGGUUGUCAAGGCAACAGCAUUCCGACUCAAGGGAAGGGCUGGCUAUACCACUGUCGCAGUGAAAAUGUUAAAAGAAAAUGCUUCCCAGAGUGAGCUGCGAGAUCUUCUUUCAGAGUUCAACCUUCUGAAACAGGUGAACCAUCCUCAUGUCAUCAAACUGUAUGGAGCCUGCAGUCAAGAUGGCCCGCUGUAUUUAAUUGUGGAAUAUGCUAAAUACGGCUCCUUGCGCAGUUUUCUCAGGGAAAGUCGCAAAGUGGGACCAAGCUAUGUGGGUAGUGAUGGCAACAGAAAUUCAAGUUACUUGGAUAACCCUGAUGAGAGAGCCUUAACAAUGGGAGAUCUGAUCUCGUUUGCAUGGCAGAUAUCACGAGGGAUGCAGUACCUUGCAGAAAUGAAGCUUGUCCAUCGUGAUUUAGCAGCCAGGAAUGUAUUGGUGGCAGAAGGGCGCAAAAUGAAGAUUUCUGAUUUUGGCCUCUCCCGUGAUGUAUAUGAAGAAGAUUCAUAUGUCAAGAGGAGUAAGGGUCGAAUACCUGUUAAGUGGAUGGCCAUAGAGUCCCUAUUUGAUCACAUCUAUACAACACAAAGUGAUGUAUGGUCAUUUGGAGUUCUGCUAUGGGAGAUUGUAACUUUGGGAGGAAAUCCCUACCCAGGUAUUGCUCCUGAAAGACUCUUUAACCUCCUAAAAACAGGCUAUAGAAUGGAGAGACCAGAAAACUGCAGUGAAGAAAUGUACAACCUAAUGUUACGCUGUUGGAAGCAAGAACCUGAUAAAAGACCAACAUUUGCUGAGAUCAGCAAGGAACUAGAGAAAAUGAUGGUGAAGAGUAGGGACUACUUAGAUCUUGCAGCUUCCACACCUUCUGAUUCCUUACUUUAUGAUGAUGGGCUCUCAGAAGAGGAGACACCUCUCGUGGACUGUAAUAAUGCUCCCCUCCCUCGAACCCUCCCUUCCACAUGGAUUGAAAACAAACUCUAUGGUAGAAUUUCACAUGCAUUUACUAGAUUCUAGCAACAGAAAAAAAAAAAAAAGAUUUUUCUUCUGCACUGUUCUCAGACUCUGUAACCGCAUUACAGUGUUUCUUGUCUGAAUGAAGCCAAUCAAAAUUUGCUUGGAAGCUUCUUUUUGG
Nestor notabilis (Kea) is the source of this 3325-nucleotide messenger RNA. RefSeq names its product ret proto-oncogene (gene RET). The transcript has 18 exons. Gene Ontology annotation, molecular function: calcium ion binding; transmembrane receptor protein tyrosine kinase activity; ATP binding. NCBI's taxonomy places the organism in Eukaryota, Metazoa, Chordata, Aves, Psittaciformes, Psittacidae. The record is from RefSeq and is a predicted model, not a curated record. The coding region runs from base 1 to 3207 and encodes 1068 amino acids. Gene Ontology annotation, cellular component: axon; membrane; signaling receptor complex. Gene Ontology annotation, biological process: homophilic cell-cell adhesion; protein phosphorylation; multicellular organism development.